AUGUUACUCAAGUCAUUAGUCGCUCUUGUGGCAGCGAGCGGUGCUCACGCAAUCCCAGCCGCUGGUGAGAGAUACACAAACUCCUCCUCCUCCUUUCUCUGCAACAAGGCCAAGUGCCAAGUACCGCCGCCUCCGCCGCCUCCACCACCCCCGCCAUGCCCCACACCUCCGGAAGGAGGCCCGGGCCAAAACCGGUUCGGCUUCUCGGGAGAGCAGACGGCUACUUUUGCGCAGAACGGACCCCUGGCCACUCUCUCACCCAACAUCCACUGGACAUAUGAUACGGCACCGGCCACCAAUGUCAUUCCCAUCCCCGCCAGCGAGGGUUCUCAGAUGUACUACGGUGUUGGAGAUCCUUCCAAACAUGGUGCUUUCGCUUUCCUGACCUACUGGUUCACGGCCCCAUCUGUCAAUCUUGAUCACUGCGAUCACGUAGCUUCAAUCGACUACAAGACGGAGGUACUCACCAUUACUUUUGCGUCCGAGGAAGCCUAUUGGCACGCCAUCGAUACAUGGGUCACCAACGAUGGUUUGAUUCUCGUAGCUUUUGCCAAGGGCUGUGGUGACUACGCCAAGGGCGAGAGAUGCUACUUCGAGGUUUCCGACUUGGACUUUGGUCCUCCUGGACUCGUCAUCGCGGCUACUGGCAGACCGAGUCACCCUGACGAUCUCGUUUCGUCUGGAGAGACGGAAUGGGGAUACUGGGCUCCGAGGAAGGGCGCCGGCGGACGCCAGAAGCCCAACUCCGGCAGUGCGUCCGGUCCCGGUUCCCCUUUCACCUGGGCUCCCGAGCCCAGUGUCCCACCGUCACCCGGAGGUUCCUAUGGCUCUGGCUCAGGCUCAGGAGGGGCUCCUGGGGCUGCUGGUGGAAAUCGACGACCCACGAAUGUCAUUGCCAGCCCUCGUCCAUCCGGAACCGGCUCUGCGGGAGGUCUGGAACUGGAGUUUGAUGAUUUUGAUCCCGAGACAGACCCAGCUACAGACCCAGCUCCGGCCCCGGCCCCGGCCCCUGCUCCUGCUCCUGCUCCGGCUCCGGCUCCGGCUCCGGCUCCGGCUCCGGCUCCGGCUCCAGCCUCGGACCCGGCCUCGGACCCGGCUUCUGCCCCGCCUGUGGAUCAAGGGCAGCCUCCGGUGCAAGCAGACGAUCAAGGUCAACCAGCAGUGCCUCCCGCAGACCAAGGUCAACCUGCGCCGCCUCCGGAUCAGGGCCAACCGGCCGCUGAUCCUCCGGCUGCACCUGCACCACCCCCGGCCUCAGAUGCACCACCUGCCAUGGACCCGUCCGGGGACACCAGCACGAGUGGCUUGACUGCCACACGAUCUUGUGUUGCCCCGCCUGAUGCGAAGUAUGGCCUCCCGACCGCCUGCCUGGGUGAAUACUUCGAUGAAGACCUCGAUGACAACCUCGGCUACGCCGACCUAAGCCCCGCAAGCAAGGCCUUCGUUCUCGACUUCGCUCCCGACUUCAUCGACGAGUCCAUCCCGCCGGAGUUCGGCAUGGACCUGGACCCGUCGGAUCCCAACUUCAAGCUCCGCCGACACCGCAACCGCAAGCGCAUCUUCGGGUGGGUCGCCAGAGCAAUCAACAAGUACGUCGUGCAGCCGGCGAAGAAGGUCUACCAAGCUGUUCAACAGGCGACUUCUAUCGGCGGUAGCAUCAACAAGGACUUCUCCUUUAAGGUCCCCAAUCCGCAGUCGUCAAACCCUGGUGACAAGCAGCUGAAGGACCCCAGUGCGAAGCAAGCAGUGUCGCCAUGGGGCGACUCUAUUCUCUUGAAGACUUUCCAGAGCAACGGACAAAACACACAGGGGUUCAUGAACGUCUACUGCGUCGGCUGCGGCGUGUCCGGAAACGCCAAGAUCGCCGGUCGCGCGAGAUGGACCCCGAUUGGCGGAUUCCUCGAGGGCCAGGUCGAGCUCCGAACGGAUAUCGUCUUCGUUCUGAAGAUCGGUAUCGACGCUCAGAUCGUGUACUCUCGGGAGUUCAAUUCGGAUCUCAUCAACGUCGGACUCCCGGGUCUCUCAUUCGGCGUGGUCACCAUCGGACCCCGUAUCUCGGUCGGCACCAAGGUCGGGAUCCAAGCAGCUGCCAAGGGACGACUUCUUGCUGGUGCGGAGAUGGGUCUGCAGGAUGCUCACGUUCUCAUCGACUUUGUGGACUCCAGCCGAAGCACCAAGAGAGGCUGGGAACCCUACUUCAAGCCCGUCUUCGAGGCCUCUGGAGAUCUGAUGCUGUCUGCGACCCUGGGACUCCCGAUCGGCAUCAAGUGCGGUAUCCAGAUCAGUUCGUGGGAUAAGUCCGUGGGUAUAGUUGACGAGCCGUCCAUCAAGGGUGUUGCCCAGGUUGCGGCCAUGAUUGGGAACGCCGGUGGGACCUUCGCGGCUGGUUUCACUGAGACGAACGGCUGCACGGGUAUUGCGACGCAGAUCAGCUGGCGUAACAGGUUGUACAUCGACAUCCUCGGCCUUAAGCAGAUACCUCUGCUGGAUACCAACGACAGACCUUUGGCUCGCAACUGCAUCGCACUUCCUGCGCCUCCUGCUCCUCCUCCUCCUCCGGCCCUACCAGCACCUGACCCGGCUCUGGCUGCUGACCCGGCUCCGGCUGCUGACCCUGCUCCGGCUGCUGAUCCUGCUCCUGCUGCCGACCCUGCUCCUGCUACCGACCCUGCUCCUGCUGCUGACCCGGCUCCAGCUGCUGACCCGGCUCCAGCUCCGGCUGCCGACCCGGCCCCAGCGGCGGAUCCGGCUCCGGCUGCCGACCCCGCCCCGGCUGCUGACCCCGCCGCUGCCCCGGCAGACCCUGCCACACCACCGGCCGAUCCUCCUGCGGAUAUACAGCUUGCUCUCCAACAGGGCCCGAGGGUAAUCCCCAAGCGACAAGACGGCGAAGUCAUCGACACAACAGUCAACGACUCAGGCACCGAAGAUCUCUCUUACUCAUCCGAACCCGUCGGCAACAACCCCUACUUCGACAGCGACGGCCGCGAAUUCGCCCUUCUCGUCGAUCCCUCCGGGUCGACAAUCAUCAUCUCCUGCAGCAACGGAAACAUGUACCCCGUCAGCGCCAGCGCCCCAGACAGCGAGGUCUGCUCCGAGCUCUGGGCCUCAGCCCAGGACGCGCUCAUCUACGACGGAGCAGAGCGUCUGAUGCACUACUACAGCAACACGAUGUCCCUUCUUGGCGUCUCUCGUCUUCGCGUUGAGGCUGAGUUGGAGGCUCCUGUGGGUAGCGUCGUGGUGGCUUGGGCACCGUACUAUGAGACCCCUGGAGGAACCGACUACUUCUACAUCGCUGUUGACCCCAACGAGGACAUCUUCUACCCAAUUAUUUGCGACUAUGCCGAUGGGACCGCCUCCAAGGUUUUCCUGGCUAAGGACCCUGUCGAGGGCGUGAACACUUUGCAGAGCGAAGAUGUUAUUUACACUGUCACGGGAGGCAGAGUAAGCAGCUGCCAGACCGUGGUGCUGAAUCAGGGAACCAGGGAGGCAUAA
Molecule: messenger RNA, 3495 nt
Organism: Colletotrichum karsti
Lineage: Eukaryota; Fungi; Ascomycota; Sordariomycetes; Glomerellales; Glomerellaceae
Exons: 3
Coding region: 1-3495 (1164 amino acids)
Source: RefSeq, a predicted model, not a curated record